This is a messenger RNA of Anisakis simplex (herring worm), 1155 nucleotides long. NCBI's taxonomy places the organism in Eukaryota, Metazoa, Nematoda, Chromadorea, Rhabditida, Anisakidae. The record is from the annotation of a GenBank genome assembly.
AUGCUGUUUGGAACACGUGCGUGGCGACGGUACAAUCGCUAUAUUAAAGCGUUCAUCACGUUGCUGAUAUCCACUGUGGUUGUGCUGUGGUAUAUUGGAAUGCUUGAUCACUUGCGAGAGAGACCGUUCGCACAUUUCAAAUGGCCACCAUUCGUUAACGUCCGUUAUCAGGUGGCUCUCGAGGAGGCUGGCUUGCAAGCAACCCGUUUAUACGAGAAUGACUGGGCAUAUAUUCAACCGAAAACUUUGCCGAAGUGUUCAGGCAACAGCAAAGAAUUAGCACAAUCAAAAAACUUUAUCCUGAUUAUUGUCAAAUCUAGUGCACAAAAUCUUGACCACCGUAACGCGAUUCGUUCAACGUGGGGUGCGAUUAAUGAGACAAUGGGUUAUCGUAUUCGAACGGUCUUCUUGGUAGCUAUGUUGGAUUCAGAAUACCAACGGAAAAUGGGUGAUGUGCUAUCAAAAGAAGCGAAUUACUACGGCGAUUUACUGAUUGGCGAUUUUCUGGAUGCGUAUCGUAAUAAUACACUCAAGGCAAGACCAUUCAUCGUUCAGCAUGUGAUCGCUGAUUCUUUCUUAAAUCAAAUUGUAAUCUAUAGAAUACCAUGCUGCAAUGUUUUUUUUUCGAUUUUUUUUCAGUUUCUGACCGCAGUGCAGUUGGCGUUCACUUAUUGUUCACACGCGCAGAGCAUUGUUCCAUUCGCUGUGUUGAUUGAUGACGAUUAUUUUUUAUCGAUAGAAAAUUUAAUCAUAGAAAUCCGAAGGCAUUCAUCGAAUGAUCAUUUGUAUAUGGGAUGGCGAUUCGAUACGAGACCUUUUCGAUUGCGUUUCUUCAAACACGCGUUAUCGAUUGCUGCCUAUCCAUAUGAUCGUUUUCCUCCAUAUAUUACGGCCGGCGCAGUGCUGUUAUCACGAAGGACAAUUCGACAGUUCUAUUAUGCCAUUCAGCAUAUACGCCUCUUCAAUUUUGAUGAUAUCUACGCGGGUAUAGUCGCUCAUCUUAUGCGAAUUACGCCACAACACAACUCCAGAAUGCUGUUUUGGGGGAUCGAUAGUCCAGUUGAAAUGUCGUUUAACGAUUUGAUAUGUGCGCAUGGAUUCACGCCGGCUCGUUUACAUGAAGCUUAUCGGCGACUCAAGCUCCACAAAAGCUAA